Molecule: messenger RNA, 2355 nt
Organism: Oryza brachyantha (malo sina)
Lineage: Eukaryota; Viridiplantae; Streptophyta; Magnoliopsida; Poales; Poaceae
Product: pentatricopeptide repeat-containing protein At5g18475-like
Exons: 2
Coding region: 115-1620 (501 amino acids)
Molecular function (GO): protein binding
Source: RefSeq, a predicted model, not a curated record
CUCUAACCCGUCGCGCUGCCGCGCCCUUCGCUUCGCCCGCUCCUCCCCGAGACGGCGAGAGGCCGAGGCGGCCGGACUAACCGAGCGCCGCUGCCACCGCCGCCGCCGGCGGCCAUGAAGCCCCCGCCCGCUCCCACCAAAGCCCCGCUCCCGUGGAUCUCUCCCCUGCAGUACCGGAGCCCCACUCGCGCGGCGCCCUCCCCACCGCCUCCGCCCGCUCCCGAAACCCCGACGCCGCUGCGGUUCAUCCACCACCCCGAGCUCGCCGGCCUCAUCGCCGCCUCCCCCUCCGCGCAGCGCGCGCUCGACCUCUUCAACGCCGCCGCGGCGCAGCGCGGGUUCUCGCACACCCCGGCCACCUUCUCCGCGCUCCUCAUCCGCCUCGCGCGCGCCCGCCUCCCCUCCGCCACCGCCGCCGUCCUCCGCCGCGCCGCUUCCGCGCCUUGCCAGUUCAUCGAGCCGCAGUUCCUGCCGCUCCUUCGGCUCCUCCCGGCCGACCACUCCCUCACGCUCCUCCGCCUGCUCCCCGCGCUCCUCCGCCGGUGCCGCGUCUCGCCCAAGGCCCUCGCCGUCUGCCUCGACCGCCUCGUUUCCUCUCGCUGUCCCGACGUCCUUACCGAGCUCCUGGCCGACCUGCGCGACCCCCAGAACAAGUACCUUCCCAAGCCCAAUACGUGCAUCUACAACAUACUCAUCAAACAUUAUAUCAAAAAAGGCGAUUUGGGGAUCGCCUUCGAAGUGUUCGAUGAAAUGCGUGAGUUCAACUGCGCUCAUGUUAGACCAGACUUGGUCACCUAUUCAACCUUGAUAGGUGGGCUUUGUAGGGGGGGUAAGAUGAAGGAAGCGUUUGAACUGUUUGAGGAGUUGAUCGAGAAGGAUCACAUUGUGCCAGAUCAGCUCACAUACAAUGUGCUCAUCGGUGGAUUCUGCAGGCUGGGACAAGUGGAGAAAGCACAAGCAAUCUUUGGAUUUAUGAGGAAGAAUGACUGCGAGCCAAAUGCUUUCAACUAUGCCACUUUGAUUAAUGGGCACUGUAAGAAGGGGGAAGUGAACGAGGCAAGGAGGGUAUUUGAGGAAAUGAUUAGUUCUGGGGUUCAGCCGGAUGCUGUCAGCUACACUGCACUGAUCGGAUGCCUUUGUCGGCAUGGGAAUGUGGAUGAGGGGAUCGCUCUUGUGCUGGAGAUGAGGGAGAAAGGGUGUAAGGCUGAUGUUGUCACAUACAAUCUGGUGCUUGAGGGGCUGUGCAAAGAUGGACGGACAGUGGAAGCGAUGGGCUUGCUUGGGAGGUUACCGUUAGAAGGAGUAAAGCUGAAUGUCGCAAGUCACCGGAUUGUGAUGAAUUGCUUGUGUUCACAUGGUGAGGUGGAGAAAGCAGCUGGCUUGCUAGGCAUGAUGCUUGGACGAGGAUUUUUACCUCACUAUGCAGCAUCAAACAUGCUGCUGAUUGGUCUGUGUGAUGUUGGGAGGGUAGCAGACGCAACAGUUGCAUUGUAUGGACUGGUGGAGACUGGGUUCAUGCCAGAGGCUAGUUGCUGGGCAAGGCUGAUCGAGUCUGUGUUCCGGGAGAGAAAGCUUAGGAGAUCUAUUGAGCUGUUGGAUGUGCUGAUUGCUGAAGGGUGAGCAAGUCAACUCGGUGCAGCAUGGACUAUUUAUAAUUUUUGACCGAUUUCAUCACCUGAAGGGAGGUGACUAACCAGGUAUUAAGAUCUUCCAACAGGAAGUGAUGACCUAAAUAGCACAGCAAUCGAUCUUCACCAAGGAUUAUGCCAAAACAAAUACUCCAUGCAUGAUUAAUCAACGACAAAUGGAGCUGAAGUUAGAAUGACCAUAUUGUGGACAGGUGCUCAUUUUCUUAUUCGCUUUUCGCUGGUGUGUGUUCUUAAGGAGGGUUUACUGGCUGCUCGACAAUGCACGGAUCAGUAUAAUACGCUGUCAUUGUGGAAGCCACUGUGAGAUAUGAUUCGUGGUAUUUGACUGUAUUUUGAUUGUCAUUGUGGUAUUUGACAAUGCACAGAUCAGUAUAAGAAGGAAAUGUGCAGAGAGAGUCGCCAUUAUCAUCGUGAUUGUUUGAUUAUGGCCAUGGGCAUAGAGAUCUAAAUAUGAAAAGACACAACAUACAUGUAAAGGCAAACCGGCGAAGUUGAAAACCAUGGUUCAUGCCGAAGGGAGCGAUUCAUUAAGCCUUUAUUGGACACUGCAUAUGCAAUUCAGAAGUUUAGGGCCUGCAGGAAACAUAUAGAACUGCGUAGCGGCUGGCAAUGUCAAAUACCAAACUACUACUAAUACAUUGUCCUUGCAAUACAGACUUUUCCGGCGUCGUUGUUUCGUUGUAAUUAAGUAUAAGCGAAAAGGCUU